Messenger RNA from Eriocheir sinensis (Chinese mitten crab), 554 nucleotides. Its product is annotated as heterogeneous nuclear ribonucleoprotein A1, A2/B1 homolog. Bases 1 to 537 code for a protein of 178 amino acids. The transcript has 3 exons. The record is from RefSeq and is a predicted model, not a curated record. Lineage: Eukaryota; Metazoa; Arthropoda; Malacostraca; Decapoda; Varunidae.
AUGACCGCCGCGAGGGGCUACCGGCGUGAGCCACACACUGCCCCGCCCCGCCGCAGGGGGCCGGGGCGCGAGGGGGGCGCAGCAGGGGGUGGGGGCCUGGCGGAGGGGCUUGCUGGGGCGGGAGCACAGGCGGGGGGCGGGGGCGGGGCGGCGGAGUCUCGUGGCGGGGCGUGCAGGCUCGUGGCGGGGCGGGGCGGGGCGGCACGAGUCUCGCGGGGACGGGGCGGCAGCGUUGGCGGGGCGCGAGUCUUGCCUGCCAGUGUUGCCUGGCGGGGACGUUCGCCCCCCCCUCCCCCCUGGGUGGGGGGCGCCGACAGGUGUGUUGUGGGUGGGGCGUCACACUCCCUGGACCUUCAUGAUGGGGCCUUGAUGCUUUAUUACCAGGACAGUUUUGGAUAUUCCUCCAGAAUCACACCCAGCCCCCAGUGGUGUGUCGUGUGCUUCCACAAGCCAGGUGUUCACCCCUCCCCUGAUGGCCGCCACCUGAGUCACCUUGAGUCCGGCAGUGCCCCGACGCCCCGGCCAGGCCAUCCAUGAACCUGGAGGGGGGACAG